AUGCAUCCAUCUCUUCUCCCCAAAUACCGUGGAGCUGCCCCCAUUCACCAUGCAAUCAUCAACGGUGAUAAAGAAACAGGGAUUUCCAUCAUCACUCUUAGCGACAAGCAGAUCGACGCGGGAAAAUGUCUUUACCAAAAAACCCUCGAAAUCGAUCCCUUAAUGCACUAUCCCCAACUCGCCACUUAUUUGGCUCUCGAAGGCGGAAUGGCCGUAAUGGACACGCUGUACAACAUCGAUACGAUUAAGCCGAUGGACCAGGAUGAAUCGCAAGUCACACAAGCUCCCAAAAUCAAAAAGGAGCUGUCGUUUGUCGACUUCGCUUCCAAAACGGCCACGGAAGUGUUCAACUUAUUCCGAGCGUUGAAUUAUGACUAUCCUCUUCGCUGUUUAUGGGGAGAGAAAGUGGUUUUCUUGCGGUCCAUGGCGCCCAUCGAGAAGCCGGAAGUUUCUGGGAAGUUUUUGCCGAAUGCUGCGAACUACGCGGCUGGAACGGUGCUGUACUGCAAGGAGAGGAAGAAGCUGAUCAUUCGCUGCAAGGACAACUGGAUCUAUUGCGAUGAAGUGCAGAUCAUGCCGAAGAGUCAGAGUGUGAUGGCUUCUGUGAUCGGGAACGAGUUCGGGAAGGAGGAUCAGAAGUUUUGUCAGUUUAAGGGCUAUUACUGUGUUUGA
Blastocystis hominis is the source of this 672-nucleotide messenger RNA. RefSeq lists its product as hypothetical. Gene Ontology annotation, biological process: biosynthetic process; conversion of methionyl-tRNA to N-formyl-methionyl-tRNA. The record is from RefSeq and is a predicted model, not a curated record. The transcript has 3 exons. Lineage: Eukaryota; Bigyra; Opalinata; Blastocystidae. Bases 1 to 672 code for a protein of 223 amino acids. Gene Ontology annotation, cellular component: mitochondrion. Gene Ontology annotation, molecular function: methionyl-tRNA formyltransferase activity.